Messenger RNA from Mizuhopecten yessoensis (Yesso scallop), 2551 nucleotides. RefSeq lists its product as uncharacterized. Gene Ontology annotation, molecular function: protease binding; death domain binding. The transcript is spliced from 4 exons. The coding region runs from base 646 to 1638 and encodes 330 amino acids. NCBI's taxonomy places the organism in Eukaryota, Metazoa, Mollusca, Bivalvia, Pectinida, Pectinidae. Gene Ontology annotation, biological process: regulation of apoptotic process. The record is from RefSeq and is a predicted model, not a curated record.
UAUAGAUCUACCUAUAUAUACAGGUAUAGAAGCAGUACCCACUUGUAAUGAAGGCUUUAGAAGGAGGACAACAUGUAAAACAAUACUGUGAUCAUCAAUAACAAUGGAAAGCAUGGGGAGACAACUCUAGCCUUUUGUAAAGGACCAAACCUUACUCAGAAUAAUAAUUCUAGGUAAGUUACAAGAACGUACACAGCGACUGAGGUAGAGAUUCCUGGUGGUUUUGAGCAUAGGAUUGUUGAGACUCCAUGUGUGGAAGACGAUAAGGACAGUAGUUUUCGACCAAUGUGGAAACAGAAGUGGAUACUAUCUCGCAUGAAAAGGAAUUUUUGUAACUCUUUAUGAACCAAUUUACUGAUUGUUUCCAGUUAUUUCUAGAACUUUUCUCAGAAUUUUUACCGAGAUUUUACAUCUGAUUUUCUCAAUCACAGGACGUCCGAUGACAAUACAUUGUGUAAAAUUUAUAAAUCCAAUACAAUGGUGGAAUGUGGACAGUAUAUGAAUCCUAUUGAUAUACGCGUACAACACACAAAAACUGACACACUGUCUUCUAGAUCAUCGUCUAAACUAUAUAACCUUGUAAGGUGAAAGUAGUACAUUUUGACCAGUCUCUGACUUUUGCCCCGCCACAACUUCUGUAACCCGAUGCGUCUACUGGAGAUGGACUCACAGGAGAAAGCUACGUUACAAAACUGUAGGAACUGUUUGAUAGAAGAUCUGGAUCCUACAAAGUGCUUCCUGGCCCAGCUUCACUACAGCAACAUCCUGACCGAGGAUCAGAGGGACAGGGUAGAUAAGCAAAUGACUCGACAGGACAAGGUCGUGACCUUGAUGGAGAUCCUACCCCGUCGUGGACCUCGUGCAUUCCGCCAGUUUGUACAGGUCCUCAAAACUGACUACAAUUGGAUCAGUGAAAAGAUGGAGGCAGAACUCAACAUACAGGAAUACACUCAGCGAAUCCGAAAUGCUGUUGAGGAGAGGAUGAGAUUAAACGGGGAAAUUCUCCGUGACAAAGACUACAUACUGAAGGUGUUAUCAGAAACUAUUGUUCCUAUUGUGCUUCAAGAAGUGUCCUAUAUUUCUCCUACAGAGGGCCCCUCCGAGGCUCUGGACCAACCUCUCAAAGACCUUAUAUCUGACCACCUGAUACCUCUGAUAAAGGGGCCAAACAGGGGAAAACUCAAACUUGACUCCCUCCACUAUGAAACUCUUCUGACAAAAAUCUCAGACUUGCUAGGUGAAUUGGCCAAGCGGUGUCGGACCUCUCUUGGGUUAGAUAGCGAAGACGAAGCAUACAAGGAGUAUUCUAUACCACAGCUGAUAGAGAAACGACUCACAGAUAUGAAAGUUGAAAUACUUGCCAUGAAAAAGGAAACAAAGAAAGUGAAAAAGGUUGAAGAAAAAUUGACAGCAGAAAAUCAAAAGUAUAAAACCGAAACGAAAAACUUCAAAGAUGAGGUGAAAAGAUUAAAAUCAGAUAACCAAACGUGUCGUCAAGAAUGCAAAAAACUAAAAGAUGACUUAAAGAAAUCUAAAACUGAAAGUGAAAAGUUGCGACUGGAAGUGAACAAUUUAAAAGAACUGUUAGACAGUAAUGGUAUUGAUUUGAGAAUAUCAUCAGAAUUUCUAUAUACAUAAAAAUGUAGGUUUGGCUAAAUUUAAAGAAGGCACAAUGCAAGUCAACACAUUUCAUAGCCAGGGGAUGAAAUACAACCUUAAUUGGGAAUGUGGAGUAGGAAAUAAAAGCUAGCUAGCUGGGAAACACACAAAGUCUAUAAGUAAAGCAUCAAUAUUUCAUACUUUCAGCAAGGAUAACUUGUGAAAAAUAAAAUAAAAAAAUAAAAAGUAACACUUUCUUUUCAAAUUAGUUUGUAAGUUUGAUUGAAAUAUGUCUUCGGUAGGCCCACUCUUAAACAAUUUAGAAUUUCAGUGCUUAGGCUACCAGAAGUCAAUAUAUGUUCAGAAAAUGACAUUAGACUUCUGAGAAAUAGCGACAACAAUAUAACUUCCAGUAUGGCAGGUACAGGGUAAGGACGCACGAGACCGACUCCUGUGUUAUUUUUUAAGCUAUAGCCACAUAACCGUGUCCUCUAACCUUUUGAAGACCUGAACAGGAGACAACAGUGAGUGUUUCAUCAAUGCUGUGACUGUGAAAAUUUUAAAUGAAAUUUCUCCAUCAGUUUUACAAAAUCUUGUUGAGAGGAAAGAAGUUUUUUUACAGCCUGAGACAAGAUAACCUUGUAAAGAUUCCAAAGGUGAACACCUCCACAUAUGGUAAGAGAUCUUUCCGAUUUGCUGCUUCCCAGGUGUGGAACAGCCUACCAAAUGAACUUUGAUUAGCUGAAAACUAUAAGUCGUUUCGUGGGCUGCUCCGCACCUGGAACAAAAAUGUCUGCUCAUGUGCUAUUUGCACACACCAUAUAGUGUGAGUUGUCCCCCUUUGGAAUCUACCUACAUGUUUUAUACUACAACUAUUUCACUGCUGCUUGUGUUAUUUAAUUUAAUAUACUUCAGUAAAUAAUAUACUUAUUAUAUAAUUGAUAUUUAUUUU